AAAAUCUACCAAAACAUGUACUCUCUAUACCGAGCGUGGCUUUCAAUGAGUCCGGGAUGUUCUAUGCCAAAUGUACAGAGUGAUCUACAUUUAGAACCGUCUAACACUUCAGGCAGUCCGGAUGUUAAUCUACUCGUUGGUCCCUCUCUCACCCAUUUUUCCGCGCACAAACGAAUUCUUUCAUUCAACAGCGGAUUUUUCAAGGCCGCCUUGACAAAUCAUACAGGAUACGAACCCAUCACGGUUCCGAACGUGAACGUGGACGAAUUUUCAUCUCUGUUGACGUUUAUGUACACAGGCUUCUUGGACCUGAAUCUCACCAACAUCUACAACAUCCUUCUGGCUACCCAUAUCCUCCAUAUGCCCGGCGCCAUGGAGCUAUGUCGUAACUUCCUCAUUCACAACCAACAAAUCGAAACGCGUACCAACAUCAUCAAACCGGUCCCAAGCAGGAAAGCCAUUAUGCCCUUACAAGCGAUCGUACAUCCACCCCUUUUUGGUUGUCUUCGACAAUCGAGAGAUACAUCGUUCAAAAAUUUGAAAAACGAACUAUCCUCAAUAACAUCAACCAACGACUUUGCCGUCACCAGAACUCGUACAGAAGUCGAUUCUAAUGAUAAUAAUAACGACAAUCCUCUACAACACGCCAAAUCUUCAAGUGUCCGAGACAUGAAGCAAAAUGAAGAUCAUACAAUUCCUACAAGAUCGGCGAAGACAAAUGGAAGUUGUUCAAAAACAAAGAAAAAAACUGAAGCUAGCUCCACGCAUCACCAUCUGAACUCAAAACCCCUUCAGCAUAUAGAAGACGCAAGUUCCGGUAAGGAAAAGAAAUGUUCUUCCAAGAACAAGAAGAGACCUGGCAAUUUCGUAUCUACCGACGACAAAUUCGAAAUAGACGUGGCAUGCUGCGAUGGACCCGUACGUUUCCACAGGGUUUUAAACAAGAACUACGGACAGAUCCAGACCGAUUCAACAAACAACCCACCCAAACACCAUCAACACAUGUUGGUCUCGACCAAAAACGAAGCAAUCAACAGAAUAAUGAACGAAAACAUCAGAGAACAAAACAAGGACGACGCGGGUGAAGACAGGUCGAACUUUAGCGGAGACGUCUUCAAGUGUGUCUACUGCAAUCACACGUUCAAGAGUCAAUACUGUUAUCAGAAACAUGCCAGAAGACACUUGAAUCCGGUGCUGGAGUCGAAAGUUGUACAUAAGAAGGAGCAAGUGUCCACCAGCAAACGAGAAGUGAAGCUGCUCGAUCUGAACGUGCAAUAUUAUCCGUGUAAGAUGUGCGGUUCGAAAUUUCCCAGCUACUACUUCGUCCACAAACACAGAAAACUAUGUCAUUCGAAUGAGAAUGUCACCGACGAUGACGUAACAACAACAACCACGACCAUAAACGAUGCAGAACAGCAGAAAUCAGACAGCAAAGAGAACGAAUCCAAAGACGACAAUUGUGAGAAGAAAAGUGACAACGAGGAAAAUAAGUAAAUGCUGGAAUUGUAACUAACUAUUCGACAAAGAAAUGUUCAAUAAAUAUACUACAUAUCGUGGUCAUUUUGAUUAAAUAAUUUACUUAAAAAAUUUUUUAAUGGUAAAAAAACUAGUUAAGUCUGUACAGGGUAGAAAGCUUUGGCGAGUAUUAAGUCGAUAAUAUAGGUAAGUAAAGCAGCGUAGUUAAGGGAUAGAAAAAAUUGUAACGAUUUUGCAACCCGAAGCCGGCCCUGGACGUGAAUUGGCAACGUAUACAGAAAAUGCAACUACUUCGAUGAAAACUGUAAACAGUGACGGUUUUGGGAUGACUAAUAAAGUAAAUAUCAACA
Agrilus planipennis (emerald ash borer) is the source of this 1826-nucleotide messenger RNA. Its product is annotated as zinc finger and BTB domain-containing protein 8B. Gene Ontology annotation, biological process: regulation of transcription by RNA polymerase II. Bases 16 to 1494 code for a protein of 492 amino acids. The record is from RefSeq and is a predicted model, not a curated record. Lineage: Eukaryota; Metazoa; Arthropoda; Insecta; Coleoptera; Buprestidae. The transcript is spliced from 2 exons. Gene Ontology annotation, molecular function: DNA-binding transcription factor activity, RNA polymerase II-specific; RNA polymerase II cis-regulatory region sequence-specific DNA binding; protein binding.